Molecule: messenger RNA, 3921 nt
Organism: Lepidothrix coronata (blue-crowned manakin)
Lineage: Eukaryota; Metazoa; Chordata; Aves; Passeriformes; Pipridae
Gene: BACE2
Product: beta-site APP-cleaving enzyme 2
Exons: 13
Coding region: 1-2241 (746 amino acids)
Biological process (GO): amyloid-beta metabolic process; membrane protein ectodomain proteolysis
Cellular component (GO): membrane; endosome; trans-Golgi network
Molecular function (GO): aspartic-type endopeptidase activity
Source: RefSeq, a predicted model, not a curated record
AUGCGCUUCUUUGACUGGAGCUGCUUUAGCCAGAAGUGUGGUGUUCAGCUGCCAUCAGCCCGCAGCAGCUUUUCCCUGCUGUGUCGGGAGCAGCAAGUGAAGGUGGGCUCCCAUUUUCUUUUUAAGGAUUAUUCUCUGCAAGCAACUCUGACAAUGGCUACGAUUACAGCCUCACCUGAGCCGCACUUGACUGCCGUUAUUAACUCCGUGCAUGAUGAAGACGUUCAAAAAGCCUCGCAGGCUUUCUCCCAAGCAGACGCCUUGCCCGCCUCGCUCCUGCCAGCGCAGCAGACGAAUUUCCACACGCACAUCCAUCCACUCGCCCGCUCCUCGCACACGGACACCCGUGCGGGAGACACACCCGCAUCCCCGGGUGACCCCGCAUUCCCACCUCCGCCUCCUCCUGACCGAGCACAGCCUCUGCUCCCGCGGGGUGGCGAGGGGAGCCCUGGCAGCCGGAGCGCUCGGAGCUUUGGGGACCGUGCGGGAGGAACGCGAGGUGGAGCUCGCUUCGGGGGAGGGGGAGAUGGAGCCGGGGCGUGGGUAAGCCGCUCCCUUCUCCUUCCUCCUCCUCCUCCUCCUCCUCCUCCUUCCCCCUCGGCUGCUCCCGUCUGGCAGCCUGGCGGCCGCUGCCUCCGGCCGGAGCCGCCGCACUUGGGAAGCGGCCCCCGCGCUGCCGCCGGGAUGGGGACGCCGCUGGCGGCUCCCGGAUUCCUGCUCCUCCUGGCCGGCACCACGGGGCUCUGCCGGGCUCUCUUCUCGCUGCCGCUCCGCGUGUCCCGUCCCGCCGCCCCCGGCGGGUCCCCGCCCGCCCCGGUGGUGCUGCGGCCGGGGGGCAGCGCCCCGCAGCAGGACCCCGCCGGGGGCGCGGACGGCUUGGCCCUGGCCUCGGAUCCCGGCGGCACCCUCAACUUUUUGGCCAUGGUGGAGAACCUCCAGGGCGACUCCGGCCGCGGCUACUACCUGGAGAUGCUGAUCGGGACCCCGCCGCAGGCGUUAAAUAUUCUGGUUGACACUGGGAGCAGUAAUUUUGCAGUGGCAGGUGUGCCUGAUCCUGAUGUCACCUCCUACUUCGAUGCUGAGCUGUCAAGCACGUACCGAUCUGAAGGGAUUGAAGUCACAGUAAAGUACAGUCAAGGAAGCUGGACUGGAGUGCUGGGUACAGAUGUCAUUACUAUGCCCAAAGGAAUCUAUGGCAGCUACACUAUCAACAUUGCCACCAUCCUGGAGUCAGAGAACUUCUUCUUACCCGGGGUUAAAUGGCACGGGAUUCUUGGCCUUGCCUACGACACCUUAGCCAAGCCUUCAAGUUCUGUGGAGACGUUCUUUGACUCUCUUGUGAGGCAGGCAAAGAUCCCCAACAUCUUCUCCUUGCAGAUGUGUGGUGCUGGACUCCCUGUUUCUGGAAGUGGUACCAACGGAGGUAGUCUUGUCCUGGGUGGAAUUGAACCGAGUCUGUACACGGGGGAUAUUUGGUACACACCCAUCAAAGAGGAGUGGUAUUACCAGGUGGAAAUUCUCAAACUGGAGGUUGGGGGUCAGAACCUCCAACUGGACUGCAGAGAGUACAAUGCUGAUAAAGCAAUAGUGGACAGUGGAACCACACUCCUUCGUCUGCCAGAGAAAGUCUUCAGUGCUGUGGUGCAGGCAAUAGCUCGAACGUCCCUGAUACAGGAAUUCUCUUCUGGUUUCUGGACUGGUUCCCAGCUUGCAUGCUGGGAUAAAACUGAAAGACCCUGGUCCUUAUUUCCCAAACUCUCCAUUUACCUGAGGGAUGAAAACUCCAGUAGGUCGUUUCGGAUCUCUAUCCUACCACAGCUCUAUAUCCAACCCAUCCUCGGAAUAGGGGAGAAUUUGCAGUGCUACCGGUUUGGCAUCUCUUCCUCCACAAACGCUCUGGUUAUUGGUGCUACAGUCAUGGAAGGCUUCUAUGUGAUCUUUGACAGAGCCCAGAGGAGAGUGGGCUUUGCAGUGAGUCCGUGUGCAGAAGCUGAUGGCUCUCCAGUCUCUGAGAUUGAAGGCCCUUUCACAACAGCAGAUGUUGCCAGCAACUGUGUUUCCAGCCUUUCUUUCCACGAGCCCGUGUUGUGGAUUGCCUCCUAUGCUCUCAUGAGCCUGUGUGGAGUGAUCCUCCUGGUGCUGAUCAUCCUGCUGCUCAUCCCACCCCGGUGCCAGCACCGCUACACGGACAAUGACGUGGUCAAUGACGAAUCCUCCCUAGUGCGUCACCGGUGGAAGUGAGAAACUCGAUCCUGAAAAACCUGGGGCUCCCAGCAGAACGAAGACCAGAGAACUUUGCCAAGGGGAAGAAGCCAAUGCCUCGGUCCUUUCUACGCCCAUUGCAAAUUGCUGUUGAAAUCCCACCAAAUAUCCUGCAUCGUAACUUUUAUAGCUUUAUUUUUUUCUAACACUGAUUCUGAACCAAAGCACUGUUAAACACCUCUGAAGUGCUACGGUACUGGAUUUGCUACUGCAGUGCAACGAGCCUUUAUGCUCUCAACAGUACCUUCUUUAAAAAAAAAAAAUCUAAAGAAAAAGAUUUAAAAAAAAAAAUAUAAAAAACCACACCGUCAUGUUCUUCCACUGUCUGAACAAAAUUGUCCAUCUCUCUUUCACAAAAAAAGGACCUGUCAGUAUUUUCUAACUAAUCGAGCCCUGACUGUAGAAAAAGAGAAAAAAAAACUUUAAUAAUCUUUCUUAUUAAUUGCAUUAAAUGAAUCCUGCUUUCUGUUUACACCACUUUAUUUUGAAACUGUGCUUAUGGUGCGGGGGAGGGAGAAAAGUCAGGCAGAAAAGUAAGCAGCAGAGGGAGAAAAGCAAGUGAGGUCAAGAGGAAAUGUUGGUUUGUGGUUUCUUCUCCUCAAGAUCACUGCUGCCACUUGAGAGGGUGACCCUCCCUGAGUGUUACGAAACAGCUCGAGGUGGUGAAAACUGGGUAAACAAACUUGUUCAGCCUUAGUGUAAAACAAGACUACCUCUCGUAAUUCACAAGGAUGCUACCACUGGUGAGCGUGUGGCUUAGGACUGGUCUUGAAGCACAAGAUGCUCCAUCCAACCAAAUGGAACUGCUUGGCUUUGAAUUCUUUGGAUUUUAUAAAAAUUAGUACUUCGUGACUUUCCACUUUGGUGCACAAACAAAACAAAACAAAACAAAAAAAAAAGGCCUUUCAGUUUUCCCCCUGGUGUGGGAGUUUGUUUGUUUUUUUUGAGUUGAGGCUGACUGAUACCUAGAAAAGGCUGAUCUGCAUAUGUAUGGGCAGGCAAUAAAGCAAAGGUCUGUGUUCUGUGAUGUCUUUCUCUAUUUCUAGUGAGUGUGUAACUAAAAGGAAACAACAAAAUAAGAAAGACAACCUUUUUUUUUUUUUUUUUUUUUUUGCCGAGCUCAGCAACUAUGAGUUCAAAAGAGAAGUAUCUGUCUUUAUGGACAGGCCAUGAAGUGAAAGUCUUAAUGCUGGCUUGUUUUCCAACUCGAACAGCAGUUGGAGGUGUUUAGUUUUAGCUUCACCGCUGUGUCAAUCAAAUGAAAAGUGUGUGUGGACUGACUGGCUGAAAACAAACAUAUGGUAAAACUGAGAACAAUAGUGGGAGGGAGCAGGGAGGAGUAUAUUUGACCAGCUUUCUAUUCUGCAAGUGCGGAUCUUAAUGCUGGGGUCAGAACUUGGGCUUUUCUUUGCAGAUAGGACAGUUUUUCUUGUCUCUAGUCAGUGAGCAUUGCAGGACCUCCAUGGCUUCUCUGUAACACUGGCCAGUGUUUGGAUUUGAAGGAUAAACAAUGCAAGGCUGAGGAUUUCACUGAUAACUAUUAGUUAUCUUGGGAGGUAUUUUUAUAUAUAUGAAAAAAAGGAAAAAGUUAUUCCUUUGCAUUCUGGUAGCAGAGCAGUUUGCAUAUCCAUGUGGGAAACCAGGAGAGAAAAAAAAAAA